AAUGGGCAAAAAUGAGAAAAAUGAAGAACUGGAAAAUUUAAGGUCUCAAUGCACUGCAAUGCAUGCGAAAGAACAGUCGCAAGGGCCAUUUCCAAGUUGAAAGGCGUUGAGAAGUUCACUACAAAUAUGAAGGAGCACGAGGUCGUAGUUACAGGGCGGAUAGAUCCACAGAAAGUGUUGAAGAAACUGAAGAAGAAGACAGGGAAGAGAGUUGAUAUGGUGAUUGAUGAUAAUAACAAUAAAGAGUCCCCGGAAGUUGAGGUUGAUGAAGGAAAUAAUAAUGGAGAUGGACCAGUUGAUGAGGCAUGGUUGUUUGAUUUUUGUAAGGACGGUGAAGUGAUGACGAUGUUCAGUGAUGAGAAUCCAAAUGCUUGUUUAAUUAUGUAAAACUACAACGUCGCAUUUGGUUCUCAAGGACUUCUGAAAACUUACAUUUUUGAAACCCUUCUGAAGAUACUUCUAAAUUGACUGUGGGUUUUCCUUUGCUAUUUUUGAAA
Molecule: messenger RNA, 497 nt
Organism: Mangifera indica (mango)
Lineage: Eukaryota; Viridiplantae; Streptophyta; Magnoliopsida; Sapindales; Anacardiaceae
Product: heavy metal-associated isoprenylated plant protein 19-like
Exons: 3
Coding region: 49-387 (112 amino acids)
Molecular function (GO): metal ion binding
Source: RefSeq, a predicted model, not a curated record